AUAUCUCUAAUCGACCACACAAUGGCAUCAUCUUCUCCUUCAACCAUGAUCCAGAUGCCUCCAACUCCACAAACCAACGGCAGCCAGCCGACGGCUCCGACCACGCCAAAGGACGCCGGCGACUUCCCGACCAUGGGGCACGGAGCAGCUGCUGGACGAGCACCCACGGCGACGGACAAGGUCAUGUCGAGCGCCGCGAACCUCGCGCAGCUCCUGCCGACGGGCACGGUGCUGGCUUACCAGGCGCUAUCCCCAUCCUUCACCAACCACGGCAAGUGCUUGUCCUCCAACCAGUGGCUCACCGCGGCGCUGGUCGUCGUCCUCACCAUCUCGUGCAUCCUCUUCUCCUUCACCGACAGCGUACUCGGCCGCGACAAAAAGCUCUACUAUGGCAUCGCCACGCCGCGCGGUUUCAACGUCUUCAACUUCUCGGACGAAGAGGAGAAGCUGCAGUGGACUCCCGAUGAGUUCCGGAGGCUCCGCAUCCGGCCGCUGGAUUUCAUGCGCGCCGUCUUCACGGCCCUGGUGUUCCUCACCGUGGCGUUCAGCGAUGUGGGCCUGCAGAACUGCUUCUUCCCCAACGCCGGCAGGAACACCGAGGAGCUGCUCAAGAACCUGCCACUGGGCAUCGCGUUUCUAUCCAGUUUUGUGUUCAUGAUCUUCCCCACAAAAAGGAAGGGCAUCGGCUACACUGACACCACUCCUCCCAGAAAGCUCACUUGAUGUUCAGAUCAAUCUUGUUUCUAAACCGUUGAUUGAUUAGAUUAUACGUACAUCAAUGUAUUUAGUACUAUAAUUACAUGAUGUUUAGAUCGAUUAGAU
This is a messenger RNA of Hordeum vulgare subsp. vulgare (domesticated barley), 822 nucleotides long. Its product is annotated as protein DMP3-like. The record is from RefSeq and is a predicted model, not a curated record. NCBI's taxonomy places the organism in Eukaryota, Viridiplantae, Streptophyta, Magnoliopsida, Poales, Poaceae. Gene Ontology annotation, biological process: endomembrane system organization. The coding region runs from base 22 to 723 and encodes 233 amino acids. The transcript has a single exon.